CGACUGAUCGAGAUGAUAUCUGUACGCUUCUCACUCAUGAGGACAGUCGUCCACCCAAAAUCGAUGAAGCAGACGAGAUUCGUUUUAUACAACGAAAGACAUGCCGUAAGGGAACAACGUCAGGCAAAGCUAGCAGUUGCAGAAACAAGCAGUGGCAGUGUUGUUUCCUUUGCAUCUUCCGAUCGCCAGUGUGUCGUUACGUUUGCACCAACACCAAGCACUUCUACUAGCAAAAAGGACUCACUGAGAUCUCUCUCGUUAUAUUCUCCAUCGACUCCGGUACGAUUUAUCGGUCGCGUAGCUGAAGAGUGUGUUGUCAGUGACGAAGAGCUACUCAGGAAUGUGCUGUUAGCAUUGCAAGGUUCCGAAGGUCAUUACUUUGUGCAUCAGUCCAACUGUGAGCACCGGAAGCUAUGCUUGAGCAAUGCAUUUCAUCUGGACAAUAUCUACAGAUCAUGCUUGCUACAGCUGCUAACAAUCGCAAAUGCCUACUUGUUUCUUCAGUACGAAUGUAAAAAACCGAAAUCGGAUAUGCUUAUUCGGGCCUUUGAUACUGGUUUAUCGGAAGUAUUGGAUCGCUACUUGGCGAAAGUGGUCAGUUUCUACACUCAGGUCUCAAAGGAGUGCAAAUUUUCAGUUCCGUCUUCAAAGUUUACCGGUACUGCAUUUGUAACAUUUUUAACAUUAAGCGUUACUGCAGACUCUUUUGAAAGCGAGAAUUUGAGUAUUUUAUUGCAACCAAUGUUGUACAUCCUGCACGAAUGUCUCGCUACCUGGCUUCUUAAAGGCAAACUGAGCGACUUCGAAUUUGAAUGGAUGAUUGAGAAAGUAGCAGAUCAGUGGUAUGAAAACAGCUGGAAGGACGAGUACAGAAUUGUGAGCACAUCAAUCCCAGCUGUAUUGGAAUUGUCCGAAAAAAUUGUGGAAAAGAUUCUUUUCAUUGGGAAGACUGUUAAUUUGCUGUCCACGCUGGGCUUGGAAAACGAUUGUCGAGAUGAGAUGAAGCGGAUUUUUUCAUCAGUUGAUUCAUCAAAGUGUUAUUUGGAUAUUUUGCAUUUCGAUGAAUUGCGCUGUGCGGUUGACAAACUGCUCGUCUGUGCCAAAGAUCUGAUCGCCCGCAAAAUUAUCAAGAAAUAUGGCGUGCUCGAGCACAUCCGGACGGUUCAGGAGCUUUACCUGUUGGGCGAUGAAUGCUUUGCACAUAUCUUCUACGGCAAACUAAAGAUUUUGCAUAUUGGAUUCGUUGCGGACUUCUCGAGCAUUCCAGUUAGCAGCGGAAGAGUACUGCUUUUGGCCGCAAGAAAUAACGGAAUUUAUGAAAAUUGA
Molecule: messenger RNA, 1326 nt
Organism: Gongylonema pulchrum
Lineage: Eukaryota; Metazoa; Nematoda; Chromadorea; Rhabditida; Gongylonematidae
Source: the annotation of a GenBank genome assembly